This is a messenger RNA of Nyctereutes procyonoides (raccoon dog), 687 nucleotides long. RefSeq names its product NADH:ubiquinone oxidoreductase subunit B9 (gene NDUFB9). Lineage: Eukaryota; Metazoa; Chordata; Mammalia; Carnivora; Canidae. The transcript is spliced from 4 exons. Bases 57 to 596 code for a protein of 179 amino acids. The record is from RefSeq and is a predicted model, not a curated record. Gene Ontology annotation, biological process: mitochondrial electron transport, NADH to ubiquinone.
GGCCCGGCUUCCGGCUUCCCGGGAGCCCCCGCGGCCGCAGGAGGGAGAGGGCGGCCAUGGCGUUCUGCGGGCCGGGCGCCUACCUGACCCACCAGCAGAAGGUGUUGCGGCUUUACAAGCGGGCCCUGCGCCACCUGGAGUCGUACUGCGUCCACAGGGACAAAUACCGGUACUUUGCUUGUUUGAUGAGAGCCCGGUUUGAAGAACAUAAGAAUGAAAAGGACAUGGUGAAGGCCACCCAACUGCUGAGGGCGGCAGAGGAAGAAUUCUGGCACAAUCAGCAUCCUCAGCCUUACAUCUUCCCCGAGUCUCCAGGAGGCACCUCUUAUGAGAGGUACGAGUGUUACAAGGUUCCCGAGUGGUGCUUAGAUGACUGGCAUCCCUCCGAGAAGGCGAUGUAUCCUGAUUACUUUGCCAAGAGAGAGCAGUGGAAGAAGCUGCAGAGAGAAAGCUGGGAGCGGGAGGUGAAGCAGCUGCAGGAAGAAACCCCGCAUGGUGGUCCCACCACUGAAGCUUUGCCCCCAGCCCGAAAGGAAGGUGAUUUGCCUCCCCUGUGGUGGCACAUUGUAACCAGGCCCCGGGAGCGGCCCAUGUAGAGGAAGAGGAAGACACCGCACCAGUCAGCUUGCAAGUGAAAUAAGUUACAGAACGUAACACACUUGCCCUAAUAAAAAUAACUCAACACGG